AUGUCUCUCCUACUUAAACCAAAAACCAAACCAAAAUUUUUGUUAUCAUUUGUGUGUGGUAAAAUCACAAACAAAAAAAUCAAAAUCAAAAUCAAAAUCACAACAUAUAAAAACUAUCAAAAAACAAACAAAAAAACAAAAGGUUUAGGCUCACCACAACAAUCGAUUAAACUACCACCUAUCUCGGCAGAUAAUGUUAAUACCAACGAUGUGCUUGAUAGUGUGGUCAAUGCAACAACUCGUAAAUUCUUUACCAAACAAACUAAAGCCAUCGUUUGGGGCAUGCAACAGAGAGCUGUACAAUCGAUGUUGGACUUUGAUUUUAUUUGCACUCGCGAAGAACCCUCCGUUGUUGCCAUGGUUUAUCCCUUUACCGGUGAUCACAAGCAAAAAUUCUACUGGGGUCACAAAGAAAUCCUCAUUCCCGUCUAUAAGAAAAUGUCCGAUGCCAUUAAUAAACACAAAGAUGUUGAUGUUAUGGUGAAUUUUGCUUCAUUGCGUUCCGCUUACGAAUCGACCAUGGAAGUUUUGGAUUAUCCUCAAAUACGUACUGUGGCCAUUAUUGCCGAAGGUAUACCCGAAAAUAUGACACGCAAAAUGAUUGUGGCUGCCAAUAAGAAGGGUGUAGCCAUUAUUGGACCCGCAACUGUGGGUGGCGUUAAGCCAGGUUGUUUCAAAAUUGGCAAUACUGGUGGUAUGUUGGAUAAUAUCCUACAUUCCAAGUUAUAUAGGCCAGGCAGUGUGGCUUAUGUCUCCAGAUCGGGUGGUAUGUCCAAUGAAUUGAACAACAUUAUCUCGAAGGCAACUGAUGGUGUUUUAGAGGGUGUUGCCAUUGGUGGUGAUCGUUAUCCUGGCACCACUUUCAUGGAUCAUAUUUUACGUUAUCAGGCAGAUCCUGAGGCCAAACUUAUUGUGCUCUUGGGUGAAGUUGGUGGCACCGAAGAGUACGAAGUGUGUGCAGCUCUAAAAGAUGGUCGUAUCACAAAACCUUUGGUAGCUUGGUGUAUAGGUACCUGUGCCAGUAUGUUUACCUCUGAAGUACAAUUUGGCCAUGCUGGUUCAUGCGCCAAUUCGGAUAAAGAAACAGCUUCGGCUAAAAAUAAGGCUCUACGUGAAGCUGGAGCCUAUGUGCCCGAUUCGUUUGAUUCAUUGGGCGAUUUGGUGCAACAAGUUUAUGCUGAACUUGUUAAAUCUGGUCGCAUAGUGCCACGCGAAGAAGUACCACCACCAACUGUACCCAUGGACUAUGCUUGGGCCCGUGAAUUGGGUUUAAUUCGUAAGCCAGCUUCCUUUAUGACUUCAAUUUGUGACGAAAGAGGUCAAGAAUUGAUUUAUGCUGGUAUGCCCAUCAGUGAAGUGCUUAACAAGGAUGUUGGUAUUGGUGGUGUAAUUUCAUUGUUAUGGUUCCAACGCUGUUUACCCCCUUAUGUAUGCAAGUUCUUUGAAAUGUGCCUAAUGGUAACAGCCGAUCAUGGUCCAGCUGUAUCGGGUGCCCACAAUACCAUUGUCUGUGCACGUGCCGGUAAAGAUUUGGUAUCAUCUGUUGUCAGUGGUCUACUAACAAUUGGUGAUCGUUUUGGUGGUGCUUUAGAUGGUGCUGCUCGCCAAUUUUCCGAAGCCUAUGACUCGAAUUUACAUCCCAUGGAAUUUGUUAAUCAAAUGCGUAAAAAUGGCCAAUUAAUUAUGGGCAUUGGUCAUCGUGUAAAAUCCAUCAAUAAUCCUGAUGUGCGUGUUAAAAUUAUCAAGGAAUUUGUUUUGCAAAAUUUCCCAGCUUGCCCAUUGCUGAAAUACGCUUUAGAAGUAGAAAAGAUUACAACCAGUAAAAAGCCAAACUUGAUUUUGAAUGUCGAUGGUGUUAUAGCCACCUGUUUUGUGGAUAUGUUACGUAAUUGUGGUUCAUUUACAAGUGAGGAAGCUCAGGAAUACAUUAACAUUGGCGCCAUUAACUCUCUCUUUGUAUUGGGACGUAGCAUAGGUUUCAUUGGUCAUUAUAUGGAUCAGAAACGUUUGAAACAGGGUCUUUACCGUCAUCCUUGGGAUGAUAUUUCCUAUGUCAUGCCCGAGCAAUUUAAUUAAAUAAAACAAAAAAAAACUUAAUUACAGUUCACAGUCUUUAAUCAUCCUGCUGUAUGUGUGAAGGAAGACUCAUGUUUCUUAAGGCUUAAAAUAAAACAUAAAACAUCACCGGCAAAAUUAAUAAAUUAGUUUUAUCUACUUUUUCUCAUUGAUAUUACGUUUAUGUUCUUUUGUUCAUUACUUUUUUCAUUCCUUUUUCUUUUCUGUUCUCUUUGUCAAAUUCAUUUUCUUUUAAGAAAAUUAUUAAUUCUAUAUUAUUUUUAUUACAUUUUUUUACACUCUAAAAGGCAUUUAUUUUCUCAUUUAAUUAUUAUUUAAAUAAUUUGUUUAUUUUCUUUUUUCAUUUUGAUACUUAAUUUGUAAAAUGAACAUUAUUACACAAUGCAAAUGUGUAUUUUUUUAUUUAACAUUCUAUAAUGCUUAUAAUUAAAGAAAGAUAUACAUAUAUUAUAUUAAAUGUUCUAUA
Lucilia cuprina (Australian sheep blowfly) is the source of this 2542-nucleotide messenger RNA. Its product is annotated as ATP-citrate synthase. Gene Ontology annotation, biological process: fatty acid biosynthetic process; tricarboxylic acid cycle; acetyl-CoA biosynthetic process. The record is from RefSeq and is a predicted model, not a curated record. The transcript has 5 exons. Gene Ontology annotation, cellular component: cytosol. Lineage: Eukaryota; Metazoa; Arthropoda; Insecta; Diptera; Calliphoridae. Bases 1 to 2076 code for a protein of 691 amino acids. Gene Ontology annotation, molecular function: ATP citrate synthase activity.